AUGGCGGAGAGGGCCCUCCGGCCCGCGGUGCCGGCGUCGCCCGAGCCGGCCUCCUCCUCCGCGGUCUCCACCGCGUUCGGCUCGCCGCUCGAGCCCGUCGCCGCGACGGCGGCGUCGGCGGCGGCGACGCCCACGCACGACACGUACGUGGUGCAGGUGCAGAAGGACCAGAUAUACCGCGUCCCGCCCCCCGAGAACGCCUAUCUCGCCGAGCGCUACCGGAACGAGCGCGGCGGCGGGGGCAACAAGAAGCGCGGGACUAGCAGCGAGGGGUCGGCCGCGUGCUCUCCGUGCGUCCUGCGCACGCUCGGGGCGCUGCUGGCGGCCGCCGCGCUGGUGAGCGCCGCCGUCCUCAUCUCCCUCGUCGUGCUGCGGCCGGGCGUCCCGGGCUUCUCGGUCGACAGGAUCACGGUGAUCAACUCGACGCGGCAGCAGCGCGUGGACUACGACGUCUUCCUCACGGCGGUGAACCCCAACAAGAUGACGGCGCUGUGGUACAGGAGCGGCAAGGCGAGGCUGACGCACCACGGGACGACCCUCGCCAAGGGCGACGUCGGGCAGCCCGCGGACGGCGGCGAGGACGCCACCGACUUCAGCGUGCUGCUGCAGGGGGUGAAGCACAACGGCCGCUUGCCCAAGGCGGUGGAGAAGGGGUUCAGCGGGUCCAAGGACCACCUCGCGCUCCAGCUGACCGUGGAGGUCACCGUGCAGGUGCACGUCGGCGCGCUCGGGUUCGGGCAGAGGAGGCUGGCCGUGGACUGCGGGAUCACCGCCGCCGGGCUGGGCAAGGACGUGCACAUUGCGUCGCAGAAUUGCAAGAGCAGCUUCCGGAACUGA
This is a messenger RNA of Miscanthus lutarioriparius, 837 nucleotides long. Lineage: Eukaryota; Viridiplantae; Streptophyta; Magnoliopsida; Poales; Poaceae. The record is from the annotation of a GenBank genome assembly.